Molecule: messenger RNA, 3196 nt
Organism: Formica exsecta
Lineage: Eukaryota; Metazoa; Arthropoda; Insecta; Hymenoptera; Formicidae
Gene: rau
Exons: 6
Coding region: 498-1631 (377 amino acids)
Biological process (GO): positive regulation of fibroblast growth factor receptor signaling pathway; positive regulation of epidermal growth factor receptor signaling pathway; signal transduction
Source: RefSeq, a predicted model, not a curated record
UCUCUUUCCUCCACCUCAUCCGUCCGCCAGCUUACUAUGUUGGCUUACUCGUGCGUUCUCGCCAGUCGCGACAGAACGCUCGCCGAGCGCACAUCGCGGUGCAGUCGGCGCGUGUUUCAAGCAAAUCGACUUCGAACUCGGUUCGAAUUUUUCUCGAGGAAAGGAGGAGACACGUCUCGUUACAUACGACCAUUCGACAAAUAACGAUGCGAGGACGUUUCGUGUGAAAUGUACGGAGCGAUUUGCGCGAAACUGAAUGUCAUCGCGCGAAUGUCACGCGUGCCGGAAGUCUCUCCUCGAGAUUGUGACUGGUGGUGAAUUCGUUGGUGUGUUGUGACUAUCGCGUAAAUUGCUCUUUAAUCCAAGACAGUGAAUUUAGAUGAUCUCGAUGUCGUAUAUUUGUCAAUUUUGAAUUUUCGCCGCGUGUCGACGCGGAUUAUUGCGAGUGCGCGGGUCGCUGAGUUGAAAAAAUUCAAUAAAAAAAAGAACAAAAAAGAAUGUUGAAACACGUGUCGGUCUCGCCGUGGAGAGGACGGGCGGACAGCGUGAGCCUCUCAUCCAGCGGCGGCGCGAGUAGCUGCGGAAGCGGAAGUCCUACCCCCGGUCACACACCACCACCCUCGAGAGCGUCCUCAUGCGCUUCCCUAGUACCCUUAAACGCUCUGUCGAGCUUCUCCCCGGCUGAUACCGCGCCCCAACAGACCACCAUCAAGGUCUAUGCCAAUUGCUUGCGACCGGACAUUGAAUACAAGACCCUGAGUAUCACCUACGAGACGACCUGUCGCGAGGUCGUGCAAAAUCUUCUGAACAAGUAUCGCAUGAGACACCGCGAUCCUCGAUUAUUUUACUUGAUCAUGGAGGUGACCGUAAGGAGGGCCAACGUGCGCACCGUUUUGCCGCUCGACGAGGAUGCACGGCCGGCCGUCCUGCAAUCCUGCCAUCCUCGCGGCGAUUCCAGGUUCUCGUUGCAGACGCGCCGUGGCGGACUCGUCAAAAUAUACGACAGCGCACUCAUGUCCGGGUCGAAAUACAAGAGCCUUCUGGUCUCGGAGCAGACCACCGUAGAUGAGUUGAUCCAGAUGCUGCUGAGUUGCUACAGCUCCAAGGAACCAGUGGAGCAGUUUUCUCUCUACGAGGUCUGCGAAGGUGAAGAGUACCAAAGGAAAUUACACCCCGACGAUUCUCCGCUCAAAGUUACACAACGAUGGACCAGCAUGGAUCGACAUCUUCGCAUUAGACGUAAUCCAGAUUAUAGGCGGAAGAGCAUGUGGGCGUCGGAUUCGAGCAUUAUGGCAAUAUCGAGGCUGAAUCUCCACGACAGUCCUCCUAUCCAUUACAGUUCGAGGCUCGACAACAACAAUCAUUUGAGUCUGCAUCAUCUUGCUGGAAAAACUGUUAAUAUUACCACUAACAACAAUAACAACAACAUCAUCCAUCGGGAUCAACAUCACUCGUCCUUAGGUUCCAUUAAUCAGACGCCGCGAAUCGUCGUACCCCGCAGUACGGAUCUUCCGCAGGUACAGCUGCCGCGGGUGCAGCAACUCCCGCAGAGCGUUCCGUCGACGCCGAUCUCGGCAAAACAUAUAACUGCCUCUUCCUAUGCUGAUUACGAGAAUUAUCUCUUUAUAUAGGGGCGAGUCGCACUCACGAGCUUGCGUGAACGUAAUCGAAGUUGAGAGAAAUUGCGUCGAUCGCGAGAAUUCGACUCGCGAAACGGUCAGAGUUACCAGAGACUUAUUGAAGAUACUAGAAAACUUGGCUAUUCGAUAGCACAAUUGUCUUCGUAUGUAAUAUGUAGACUUUAAGUACUACGAGCACUAUGAGGCGUCAACAAACGUGUACCUUCGAAUUGUGUUAGAAAAUUACUAAUGCGUCUUCUCGAUAUAAUUUGGAUUUACUUAGUUCUUAUUUGGAUCAAUCUAUGAUGAUUCGACGAAGCUCGUUUCUUCAUUAAGGAAAUCUAAUUUGCAUCGAAACAGGCGUGAUAAUUUCUGAUGGAUAUUAUGAUGUUUGAUUAAUAUUUUAACGAGCAAAUGAAAGCAUUUGUAACGAAAAAAUUAUGUUUCUAGCUUUAUUAUAAUUGUUAUAUUUAUAUAUAUAUAAUCAUAAUUUUUUUAAAGAAAUUCAAGAAGAAGGAAAUCGCAAUGAUUAAAGGCUCGUUUGCUGCCUGUAUGUCAGCUGAUCGAAGGUUGAUAACAAAGAGAAUUUAUUAUUAUAUUAGAUAGUAGUGAGGGAAAUUGUACCAAAGGUAGAUAUAUAAAAUUUUAGUGUAUUUAUACAUAUACGUAUAAAUAAUAUAUGCUGCGUUCGUAAAACUGUGUGCGGCACUCAUCAAGUCUGACACAUACAUUUAAGAUUUUGAUAAUUUUUAUAAACAUUUGUUUAUAACUUCUUGCGCAUCCAAAAAAAAAUGUUGACUUGAUGUCUGAGAAUAAACCAUUUUGUAUUUUUUUUUUAUAUAUAUAUAAAUCAAUAUAAAAUUACCAGAUAAUUUUAAUAGUGAAAUUUUGUAAUCGCAUAGUUAAAAAAUAAGGCUCGUUUGGAGUGAUUUAAAGCGCGAGAAGAGCUUCAGAAAUGUAUUAUUAUUUAUUUAUGUAAAAUGUAAAAAGCCUUUAGUUAAGUUUAUCUGAAAGUAAUUUUAAAUUAUUGUUAAACUUCUCUCGUCUAUUCAAAAUUUCGUUCAAACCGGCUGAACAGAACACCGGACAUCUCCUACAUGUAAAUAUUACAGGCGGGAGAGAAAAACGUGUUUAAGUAACACUCACUGUUAUCGCAUUGUUUAGCGAAUUGCUUCGUAUAAGAAUUUGUAAUAACCAUUUCUCUAGUUGCAUAUAUAUACAUAUCGUUUUUUCUAAUCGCGUAAUUACGGAAACGUAAUUUACGAAACGUCAGAUCGCGAUUGCAAACAUAUUACUCCCGUUAUCGCAAAGGCAAACGAUUUUAUCGCAUUGAGAUUAAUCAGCUGUAAAGCAGUAAUGCAACAUCUGAGAAAUUGUGCGAAACACUUUGAGAAUUAUUUCACACGGUUAAUAGCGAUUCACGCGACUUCAUCAUUUCCAUACGGUGGAAAUGAAUAAAUGAAGAUCCGCUACGUUUUCUUGCCGCACAAUACGUUUUAGAUUUUAUUGCCAAAGAGUCGGUACGAGACAGAGAGAGAGAGAGAGAGAGAGAGAGAGAGAGAGAGAGAGAGAGAGAG